GUUCCUCAGUGUCUUGUGCAUUGAGAAUCCUGCAGCCACGCACUGUCCCAGAGCACGAACCAAAGAUGUUUGUCUUGCUCUAUGUUACAAGUUUCGCCAUUUGUGCAAGUGGACAACCGCGAGGCAAUCAGGCCAAAGGAGAGAACUACUCCCCGAGGUAUAUCUGUAGCAUCCCUGGCUUACCUGGACCUCCAGGACCCCCUGGAGCAAACGGUUCCCCUGGACCCCAUGGUCGCAUCGGCUUUCCAGGAAGAGACGGUAGAGACGGCAGGAAAGGAGAAAAGGGUGAAAAGGGCACUGCAGGUCUAAGAGGUAAGACUGGACCCUUGGGUCUUGCUGGAGAGAAAGGGGAUCAAGGAGAGACUGGGAAGAAAGGACCCAUGGGACCAGAGGGAGAGAAAGGAGAAGUAGGUCCAGUUGGGCCUCCUGGACCAAAGGGAGACCGAGGAGACCAAGGGGACCCAGGACUGCCUGGAAUGUGCAGAUGUGGAAGCAUCGUUCUCAAAUCAGCCUUUUCUGUUGGCAUCACAACCAGCUACCCAGAAGAAAGACUACCAAUAAUAUUUAACAAGGUCCUCUUCAACGAGGGGGAGCACUACAACCCUGCCACGGGGAAGUUCAUCUGUGCUUUCCCAGGCAUUUAUUACUUUUCUUAUGAUAUCACAUUGGCCAAUAAGCACCUUGCAAUAGGGCUGGUCCACAAUGGACAAUACCGGAUAAGGACCUUCGAUGCCAACACGGGGAACCAUGAUGUGGCUUCUGGGUCCACAGUCAUCUACCUGCAGCCAGAAGAUGAAGUCUGGCUGGAGAUCUUCUUCAAUGACCAGAAUGGCCUCUUCUCAGACCCAGGUUGGGCAGACAGCUUAUUCUCUGGAUUUCUCCUCUAUGUUGACACGGAUUACCUAGACUCCAUAUCAGAAGAUGAUGAACUGUGAUCAGACGGUGGACCUAAAUGUUCCAAGACCUCUGUAAUGUUCUAACACUUUAAUUUCAUCUGGGGUGCUGGAAGGUGGAUCAAGUAGGAAGGAGAUCCAAAGAGACUCCUACUCAGAUUCCCGAUCAUUUACAGACAGUUAUGGAAGAAUUUAUCAAAACAAGAUAAGCCACCAAGCAGUUGAAGCUACACCAAAAUGAACAAUAUAAAGUAACUCCAGAUAUGCAUUCUCUUGAAAAUAAUGUUUAUAAAUAUUUAAACAAAUUAAAGACAGUGUUAACAAUUUUUUACUAAAUGCCCUUAGUGAUAAUACCAGCUGGCCAUGAUAAUGCCUCAUUAAAUCUUCA
Molecule: messenger RNA, 1281 nt
Organism: Castor canadensis (American beaver)
Lineage: Eukaryota; Metazoa; Chordata; Mammalia; Rodentia; Castoridae
Gene: C1qtnf7
Product: C1q and TNF related 7
Molecular function (GO): protein binding
Source: RefSeq, a predicted model, not a curated record